Solanum pennellii is the source of this 1353-nucleotide messenger RNA. Its product is annotated as protein SENSITIVE TO PROTON RHIZOTOXICITY 1-like. The coding region runs from base 102 to 1211 and encodes 369 amino acids. NCBI's taxonomy places the organism in Eukaryota, Viridiplantae, Streptophyta, Magnoliopsida, Solanales, Solanaceae. Gene Ontology annotation, biological process: response to acidic pH; response to aluminum ion. The record is from RefSeq and is a predicted model, not a curated record. The transcript has a single exon.
AGUAUUAAAACCCCACUUACAUUUCCACCGUAAAACCGAAACCCCUAUCAUUAUCUUCCAUUUUAUCAUAUUCCUACAACUCUCUCAAAAUUAUUCACAUCAUGUCAUUUCCCGGCGACUUACGUCAUUUGCCGCCCAACACAAUCGGAGAUGAUCCUAGGGUUCCACUGCUCAACCUCUCCGCCGUUCAAACACGAAUGGAUUCCCUCCAGAAAUUUCUCUCAGAUUCGGUCAACUCCAAUACUUUACUUGGUCAACACCAGAUGAACAUGGUUUCCGACGAAAUCACCUCCGCAAUCCAUCAGAUUAUUGUCAACGGUGCCGCUCUACUCUCAUCUACACAGUUGAAAAAUCCUCCUCCGCCUCCGCCUCCGCCGUCGUCGUCGUCGGCUGAAUUGAAAAUAAAUCUAAAAUCGAAUCAUAAGAGAUCGUUUCCGGAAUUUGAUCGGAGAGAUUUCGAGUCGAAAGUAGAGGUAUUAGACGAAGAAGAAGAAGACGGUGGCGAUUGGGAGAUUAUUGAGCUAGAUGCGGUUGAGCUACUAGCGGAGCACAUCCACUUUUGUGAUUUCUGCGGAAAAGGAUUCAAACGAGAUGCGAAUUUACGGAUGCAUAUGAGAGCUCAUGGAAAUCAGUACAAAACACCAGAAGCAUUAGCAAAACCUGAAAAAUGCAUCGAUUCAUCGAAUUCGAAUAAACGAAGGAGAUUUUCGUGUCCUUUCAUCGGUUGUACCCGCAACAAAACGCAUAACAAAUUUCGGCCAUUGAAAUCGGCGAUUUGCGUUAAGAAUCACUUCAAGAGAAGUCACUGUCCCAAAAUGUACUCAUGCACUCGUUGUAACAAAAAAAGUUUCUCCGUACUCGCAGAUUUGAAAAGCCAUUUGAAGCACUGUGGAGAGACGAAAUGGAAGUGUUCUUGUGGUACGAGCUUCUCCCGGAAGGACAAAUUGUUCGGUCACAUGGCGUUGUUCGAAGGACAUAUGCCGGCGGUAGAAACGGCGCCGGCGAUUGAAAAUGAAAAGGAUGUGGGAGUGGAUAUCAAUGGUGGGUCGGGUAAUGGGUUGUUGGAUAUUAGAACCGGGUCGGAUAAUGGGUUUUUGGAUAGGUUAAUGCUUGAUGGGUUUGAAUCUAUUGAUAGUUAUUGCUUCCAAGAUUUAUUCGAAUCUUCUUCACCAAAUGGUACGGUUCCAAAUACUACUGGAUGGUUUGUUUAGGUUCUCAUCGUAGAUGAGGUUGCUUUUUGCUUAAUCAAUUAUUUUGAAUUCGAGCUCUGUUUGUUAAAAUGUUCUUGCUAGGGAACGUUUUAUGCUAACGUAUAUUUGAAAUGAUGUGCUAGAAUGCAGAUAAUAGAGAAGU